CUAACUAUACACAUACGCAACGGCUCCCACUAGGCGGGCUUGCUCGCUGGAGCUUGAGCGCGACUCCUUAUGGAUUUCAUUAUUACAUAGCUGCAUUGGACGUAUGUUCAGAUGGCCCAAAAUAACGGUGCGGUGUCGCGGGACUGGAAAUACUAUUACCGUCGACUGUGCACCGGCUUCUGGGCCUGCUCAAAACAGUACAAGGCCGUUUGUGCCGUGGUGAGGUCGCAUCCACGAGUACUUGCGGCACCCUUGCUGGUUUUCGCGCUUCUUACCGGAGUGGGUCUCUGGGCUGUCUACUUCUCUGCUAUCCAGGAAUCGCAGUCGCUCCAGAACGAGGCCCUGAGCUUGGCCCGGAAUGCCGCGGCCCAGUACCGCACCGCCCUCGUGGCGGCUUCCCUUCCCGUCGAGGCGCUGGCCACGCAGAUCCAGCUGCAGCCAAAUUACUUGGAUGUGCAGCGCGUGUUCAAUGCAGCGGCUCCACUCCUGGGCAGGGCGGUCCCAACCAGAGCGCUAAUGCGUCUGCAGCUGCUGCCGGCGGGGGUCCUGCGGAUGGUGUACCCGCCCCUUCCGCCAACGCAGGGGACCAGUAAUGGGCUGACGACUAGUCUGGGCUACGACAUAUUCUCAGCUGCCGACGCUGAGGUGCGGGACAGCCUACGUCGCAGCCUGCGGGACCCGCGCCUGUCCAUAGACGGACCCUUGCCGGGUACAGAGCCGACGCCCGAGUUGCGAGUGCUUGUCGUGAGGCAGGCUGUGUACGUGAACGUCACCAACCCGCAAGAGGAUUUCGGCCGGCCCGACUCCCCGAACCCGGCCUGUGGUGCGCCGUGCGAAUUUCAGCCCGCCACAUAUGCACCGCCGCCUGCUGCUGCUGGCGGCGAUAGCAGCACUGCUGCUGCUGCGCUUGCCGGCGGCGGCGGCGGAGAGGGCGGCGCCGUCGUGGGUCGAUUGUGGUGGGGCAUGGUGGUGGCCGUGAUCUAUCUGGAUGCCUUCACAACGGAUGCCUCCCACCUGGACCUCCUGGCCAAAAGCAAUCCCUCGGCGGCGGCCUCCGCAGCUGCUUCCACAUCAAACAGUAGUAGCAUCACUACUAGCACCAACACUAGCACCAUCAGCAGCAUUAGUGACUCAACCAGCAGUGGCUCCAGCGGCAGCAGCCUUGCGGCAGCAGGCUUGGCGGCGGAGGUGGGUGGCGCAGGUGCUGCGCUGCAGGCUCUGUCCGACCUCGGGUACCGGUACAGCAUCACCAACGCGCUGGGCGGGCUGGUGGCGGCCAGUGCGCAGCUGCCCUCAGCUGCGCGAGGCGCUGCGGUGGAGGCGCCGAUGGAGCUGCCGGGAACACAGUGGGUGCUGCGAGUGAGCCCGGCAUCUGCUGACGAUGGCAACUGGAUGCCGGUGUGGACUGGCGGCGUCAUGGCUGCCGUGGUGGUGGCGGCCGCGAUCGCGGCCGUCAUGCUCUUCGGGCUGCUCGUCUCAAGGCGCCGUCACGCCAUGCUUCUGGAGGCUCUGCUGCCACCCGACAUGCUGCACGGCCUGCGCAGCAAUAGUGCGGUAGUGGCGGAGAAGAUGGACCCCAGCAGAUCACCGCGCAUCACAGAGAGCCCCGCCGAGCUGCUGAUGGACCUGCUGGCGGAGCUGCUUGCGGGCCAGGCGCCCGACCUGCGCCAGGUGGUGGUGCUGCGCUCGCUGCUGCUGCGCAACGCCGACUGGUACCGCCCGCUGGGCAUGGGCGGCCAGCUGCUGCGCAACGCCAACCUGGAGGAUGACGUGGCGCGGGCGCUCAUGAGGCAGCUGGGCACCGGCUUCCCAGAGGACGACCCGGACCGACGGGACCAGCAGGAGGAGGAGGACCCGCAAACGAUGUAUAUGGAGGAGGAUCUCGACGGCAUGGAAGGGCUGGAAGGCCUGGACGAACUGAGCAUCAUCUUCGCCGCCACCGGAGCAGGUGGCGGCAGGGACCGGCCUUCUCAGUACCAGCAGCGGCAGCAGCCGAGGCAGCAGCAACGGCGGCCGCAGCAGCGGCAGCAGGCGCAUGCGCUGCUGGCGGCUGGCGGCGGCGGGGACGGGGACGGGGAUGAGGCGGCGCACGCCGCCGCUCGUGCUAGCCAUGAUGCUGACGCGGAUGGUGAUGAUGGGUGGCGGGGCAGCGGUUGGCGGAUGCAGGAGCUGCUGCUGUCAACCCAGGGGUUGGAGCGCCUGGAGCGGGAGGCGGCGGCGGCGGCCCGGUGCAGGACACUGCGCGGCGCGCUGUCACUCAUCAUGGCCGACGGCGAGGAGGGCGAGGAGGAGGAGGACGCCAGGGCCGCCGCCGCCGCCGUGAACAUAAUGAUCACCGGCGGCGGCGGCGGUGUUGGUGGCGGCGGUGGUGAUAGCGCGCACGCCGCCGCCACCGUCAGGUCCCCCAGCUGCCGUCGGCGGAGCGUGGGCCGGCGGAGCGCCAGCAGCGUGAGGAGCAUGACUGCCGGCAGCGCUACGGCGGCGGCAGCGGCGGCCACCGGGCCAAACGCCGCCGCCGCCGCUGCAGCAGGAUCAGCAGGCGGCAGCGGCAGGGGCUUGAUAUCGGCUCUUAUGGCAGCCACGGCGGCAGCGACGGCGGCUUCGUCCCCAAGGGCGGCUGGGUCGGUAGGGCGGCGGCCGUCGGCGGCAACUUCUGCCGCUCCUUCGCCACGGCCCAUGAGUCCCCGGAACCCCAUGUCUGCCACGGCUCGGCUCCUGCUGAGCCAAGCUGGCGCGGAUGCAUCACCAUACGAGCCGCCGAUGGGAUCAUCAGCUGCAGCGGCGGCUGCCGGGUCCUCCGUUUUCGCCGCACCCCACAGUAGCGGCGGCCGGCGGGUUCACAGAGCAGCAGCAGCAGCAGCAGCAGCAGCCGGCGGCGGCCCCUCCGCGUCAGCCUCGAAGCUGCCCGUAGUUCUGUCCGAGGCGGUCGCGACGCUUCGGUCACCGGCGGACACCUCGAAACUUGUCAGGCACUUCAGCGGCUACCAUGCUAAGGGCAACAGCAUCCAGCGACAGGCUUCUCAUAAGCCUGCUGGUGACGCGACAGCAGCUGUGGCGCCAACGGCAGUCGGGGCGGUGGCGGCAGCGGCGGCAGCAACAGCCAUGUCAACGGUACCGCCGGUUUCCACCGGCGGCAGCAGGUUUGGCGGGCUGGUCGGGUUGCUGCGGUCCUCCCGCUCCCUCGCGCGGCGCACGCCACAGCCCCUCCGCAGCAGCACAGCAGGGCAGCCGCACAUCUAUGACCACGCACAGCAGAUGGACCGGGCACAGCCGUGGGGCGCCGCCGCCGCUGCCAGCGGCGAAGCCACAGCCGCCACAGCCGCCACAGCCGCCACAGCCGCCACAGCCGCAGCGCGUGACAUAAUUAACAGUAACGAGCGGCCUCCCGCGGUGCUGUCCCGCAUAGGCUGGCACUUGAGUAGCCUGCGGAGUAGUGGCGGCGGCGCCCAGCAGCAGGCGCACGCCGCCACCGCCCCAUCAUCAGCCGCUGGAGCUCCCCGCAUCUGUCGGGCCGAUGCUGGUGGUGGUGAUGGGGACCAGCGACGACCUGCAGCCGGCACAGUGGCAGUGGUCAACAUGGCGGCGGCUUUGUUGGAGGAUGGGGCGCUGCCAGCCGCCGCUGUUGCGCAGCAGCGGCGGCUGCCAGCACUUCCACCAGCAGCGCUGCUGUGCUCUGAAACAGGGGACUCAUCACUGCUGAGCGCGUCAGCGAUUGCCAGCGGCGCGGGUGGCGGCGGGGGCGCUGCUGCAGGCAGCGCUUCUUCGGCCAGGGAACCUCCGUGGCUGCUGCUGCGCACCGCACCCCCAGACCUGCUGCUGCACGUAGCAGCCGCCGGCGCCGCGCAGCAAUCUGCGUCCAGAAGCACGCCUGUUGUUGGGUCCGGAGUAGCAGACCGAGUAGCAGCAUCCGGAGCAGCGACGGACGCGGCUACAAUCACUAUGACCGCACGCACGCACGCAGCUGAUGCGCCCGCCGCCCCUGCUGAUGAUGCAAGGCCUGCAACCAGCGAUGUGCCUGUGGCCGCCGGGGGCAACGCCGGGGACGACGCCGUGCGCCUCGCGUCCACAGCCACCAGGCUCCUGGGCGGAAGCAAAGUCACUUACAGCAGCAACGCGCCUGCUGGCCAUCAGUCCCUGGACCAACAGCACCAAAGGAGAAGGCAGCAGCAGCUGCAGCAGCUGCAGGAGCAGCAGCCGGCAGCGGCGGCGGCGGCGGCGGGGGCGGAAACAGCGGCUCCUUUUCCUUCCGCCGCCGCUUCCUCCAUUUACUCUGGCGGCAAUGCUUCCGCGCUGCUGUCUGUGCACCCCGUUUCUGUUCCCGAGGGCGACGCGCUCUCAUGUGAGCGCAUUGAGCACAGCGGCAUCAUCGUUUGUGCGCCGGCGGCUGCUGCCGCGGCUGCCGUGUCGGCUCUGUCAGCUCCCUCCGCCGCCAGAGCCACUGCCGCCGCACCGCCACUUCCGAGGCCCCAGGCAUCGGGUCUGCUCCUUGAUGAGGUGGAGUCGCUGUUGGCCCGGGCGGACGACCUGCAGUACGACAUGUGGGCACUGGCGGACGCCACCGCCGGCCGGCCGCUCAGCGCCCUGGCCUUCUUCCUGUUCCAGCGCCAGGGUCUACUCAAACACUUCCGCAUCAAGCCGCUGAAGCUCGUUCGGCUCUUGCGCGCGAUUGAAUCAGGGUACCCCAACAACCCCUACCACAACGCCACGCACGCCGCUGACGUGGUGCGGACCACCCACGUGCUGGCGCACGCCGCCUGCCUCACCGCCCACCACCUGGACACGCUGGGACUGUUGGCGCUCUACUUUGCGGCGGUCAUCCAUGACUUCGGGCACCCCGGCCUGACCGGCGACUUCCUGGUCGCCACCUCGCACCCGCUGGCGCUGCGCUACAACGACCGCUCGCCGCUUGAGAACCACCACGCUUCCGCCGCCUUCACGCUCAUGGCGGAGCGGCCCGAGCUGGACGCGUUCGAGGGCCUCAGCCGGGAGCAGCGCAUUGCUUUCCGCAAGCAGGUUGUGGAGCUGGUGAUGGGCACGGACAUGAAGCAACACUUCGGGCUGCUGUCACAAUUCACAAACGCCGUCAGCGCGCAGCGCCUCAAGCAGCACCAGUACCAGCAGCAGCCGCUGGCGGCGCCUGCCGUGGCAGUGCCGGCGGACGCGGAGGCGCAGGCUGCUGCUGUUGGCGGAGGCAGCGGUGGUGGCGGCGGCGUGGCCAUGCGGGGGCGGCGGCGUGAGCCUGCACAGCAGCAGCAGCAGCAGCAGCAGCUGGCGGCGCCGCCGGGUGCGGUGGUCGUGACCAUAGGCGAUGGUGGCGGCGCUGUGGCGGCAGCUGCUGAGUCAGACGUGUCGCAGCAGAAAUCAGCCUCCACGCGGCGUGACCGCGGUGGUGUCACCUCAACAAGUGGGAGUCAAGCCGCUGCAAAGGCGGCGGCGUCCGCGGAUCCUUGUGCCCAACACCACCACCCAGAUUCGCCCAACCACAACAAUCGCACGCCCACUGCAGCUGGCACCUUCUCAGCGCCAUCAACCGUAGUGCACGAUGGCACGGCGGCGCCGGCGGCACGCAAGCAGACGCAGCCGGUGGCGGCGGCGGGAGCAGUCACGUCCUUCUUGCGCCAAUCACUGCCUGUGUUGGCGCCACCGCCGGUGGUGGGCUGCGCGCCUGUAGCGGCAGCGCAGGGGCAGGCCGCGGCGGCAGUGCCGGCGCCGCCGCCGCUGCCGCCCGCGGACGAGUCCCAGCGGCUGCUGGCUCUGCAGAUCUGCCUCAAGGUGGCAGACAUUGGGCACCUGGCGGGAACACUACCUGUGCACAAGCGGUGGCUGGGUGUGUUGGAGGAGGAGUUCUUCCGGCAAGGUGACAAGGAGCGGGAGGCAGGGCUUCCCAUCAGCCCGCUUUUCGACCGCGCCAAGCAGGGCGUGUCCAAGAGCCAGGCCGGCUUUUACGAAUUCGUGGCGCUGCCGUUGGUGCGGGCCCUGACAUCCGCCUUUCCCGGAGCCACACCGCUGGUCCGGUGCUACGAAGCCAACUACGAAUACUGGAAGAUGGAGCAAAAGCAGCAGCAGCAGCAGCAGUAAUGCAUGUCCCUUGCUUAGGCAAGAUAAUAAGGAGUUGGAAUGCAGUCAAGUCCUCCCAAUGACGUCAGAGGCACUGACGGCAUGACGGGCAUGCCGUUACGAUACUUGGGUAUGCACACACGCGCGUUGCUCUCAAAAGGGUUUUGGCAUUGAUCUUGCGUUGCAAGGCACGGCUGUUGUUGGGCGACCAAACUACUAGCUGCAUAAAUGGGUCAACUGCUUGGGGAUAUUGAUUCGGAUGCAUGUUGGUUUGGUUCGUUGCUUGGACAUGUAGCACGUAUUCUAUCCUAGGGGCUAGCGACAUGCUAUUGCAGUGGGACGGCCCUCGUCCGCACGGCAUAGGCUCGCUUGCACGUGCAGGGUUGCAAAGGUGGACCGGCGCGGCCUUACCUCUUUCCCUUGUGCAUUAGCAAGCAAUGCGUGCUGUCCAGCUAGCAGCAGGAGUUAGGUUGCUUGCAUGGGGCAGGAGUCGUACCACGAAGAUGAAUGAAGCAGGUAUGAAAGCACCAAACCAAUGGAGAUGCCGCAUGCACGUUGAACAGCUGAUGAAGUAUUGCACCACUGCUGAUAAGGUUGCGCAGCGGCGCGGUAUCAUGCAAUGAUACGCCAGCUAGCUAGGUAGUGCAGUAUUGCUGCACUCCUGAUCAGUUGAAAUAAAUCCCUGUGCGUGGUCAUAAUGUCAUCAUUACACUUGUGUACUGGGCCAAAUGCUUUCGUUGGGCCGCAGCAUUGGUGGUGAUAAUAAGGACCAGUAGAUGGGAUGCAAGGCUGUAGCCUGGCAGGGGAGACACUAUUCGUGAUGUUGUUUUACUUGCUUUUACUUAGCUGUGCUGGCUUGUGGGUUACGCUGGCUAAGCACACGCAGAGGGGAUCAAGAAGGUGCUCACACGUACACCUGCUGAGGGUGCUUUUGCGCUGCUGCCUGGAGGUUCUGUGGGCUGGACUGCUUCGCUUGGUUGGUUAUGCGCUGGGUGGCUGCUGGAGUGGCGGGCUGGAGGACACGACACCAACACGUGGACCUCCCGUUUGACUCUUGUGUGGUGUCUUCGAAAUGGAAUAAUGCUUGUCGCAGUGCUGCCACAGUGGCCAUAGCGGCCUGAUUGAUUGUUGGCAUGCUUUGCGUGUGUGGUCCGAAGGCGCGGCUGUGCGAUGUUGCGUUCUUUGUUUUCUUGCUUGAAUGCAUGUAUGGAUGCAUAGUUGUUUGUUUGGCAGGUGGGGCCGGGCCGGCAGGGAUGGCCGUCCCUUUCUGCAGUGCCCCCCAUGGGCUCCCAGCCCAUCACAGCCGCCGCGCCUCCACCUGCUCCUGGGUGGCGGGGGGGGGGGGGGGUUUGAGACACGUCACGGAACGGAUCUAACCUUCUUGUAUUGGAUGCCUUACUUGCUUCGAAGGGUGCGUGGCUUCAGUGGCGUGACUACUGGAGGCUACCGUACGUAGUGAGAGAGCACAUGGCUGCCUGCAUGGGGGCUUAUUAGCCUUGCGCAUCUGUGGGCCUUACUUGCUGCACCUACCAUUACCUGUUGGGCCUCCUGGUGGUGCGCCUACCUUGCGGUGCGCCUACAUACCAGGUGUGCCUAUCUAUACGUGCCGAUGCGCCUUAUUGGUGCGCCUACCUGGCUGGUGCGGCGGGCGCAGCAGAGUGGAGACUGUGCCGCGCGUGUCCUGCGUGUCGCCAAUGUAUGACGUCGUGCUCCUAGCUAGGCCGCCAGGAUGCCAGGCUGUUAACGUAUCGCACACAUGUGUUUUGCUUGUAAUGAAUGAAGAUU
Messenger RNA from Chlamydomonas reinhardtii, 7842 nucleotides. RefSeq lists its product as uncharacterized. The record is from RefSeq and is a predicted model, not a curated record. The coding region runs from base 112 to 6078 and encodes 1988 amino acids. The transcript is spliced from 18 exons. Lineage: Eukaryota; Viridiplantae; Chlorophyta; Chlorophyceae; Chlamydomonadales; Chlamydomonadaceae. Gene Ontology annotation, biological process: signal transduction. Gene Ontology annotation, molecular function: 3',5'-cyclic-nucleotide phosphodiesterase activity.